Exaiptasia diaphana is the source of this 468-nucleotide messenger RNA. Its product is annotated as cystatin. The transcript has a single exon. Bases 1 to 468 code for a protein of 155 amino acids. The record is from RefSeq and is a predicted model, not a curated record. Lineage: Eukaryota; Metazoa; Cnidaria; Anthozoa; Actiniaria; Aiptasiidae. Gene Ontology annotation, molecular function: cysteine-type endopeptidase inhibitor activity.
AUGCGGACAAGCUACAAUUUGUAUACCAACGACGAAGAAGCGAAACAGUUUGUAAUGAUGAAAGUUCUGGCGAUAUUUCUGUGUUUUUGUAUUAUUAUCCAAGCCACUUCAGCUGAACGUGGAAUGAUGGUUGGAGGAAAGGAACCCAUCAACCCGAGGGAUGUUCCUUUGGAGGGAAUUGAUAAAGCCCUUGACAUGGCUAGGGAAAAAUUGUCGUCGAACUCUUGUUCAAAGUUCGUUUCACAAAAAAUCAUCAAAGCUGAAGCCCAAGUCGUUGAAGGAAUUCUGUAUUUUGUCAAAAUUGAGAUUGCUCCAAAAGAUAAGACUAAAGAUUGCCAGCUGUUAGACGAUUGUCGAAAUGAAUUGUAUGUUUGUUCUUUCAAUAUAUGGUCUCGAUCGUGGUUGAAAGACCCUGACAAACAACUACUUGUGGACAAACUUCACUGUGAUUGCGAAUUCAAACAAUGA